This is a messenger RNA of Scomber japonicus (chub mackerel), 1587 nucleotides long. Its product is annotated as G protein-activated inward rectifier potassium channel 3-like. Gene Ontology annotation, molecular function: inward rectifier potassium channel activity. Gene Ontology annotation, cellular component: plasma membrane. The coding region runs from base 1 to 1587 and encodes 528 amino acids. Gene Ontology annotation, biological process: potassium ion import across plasma membrane; regulation of monoatomic ion transmembrane transport. Lineage: Eukaryota; Metazoa; Chordata; Actinopteri; Scombriformes; Scombridae. The record is from RefSeq and is a predicted model, not a curated record. The transcript is spliced from 3 exons.
AUGAUCUCCACUGUGGCGUUCAGCAGAGAGACGAUACUAAGCGUUAAGUGCAGCAGGAGUUCGGUGAAGAACGAGCCACGCAGGAACUCAAUCCCUCCAACACAAACUCUGACUGCUAAACAUCUGCUGGCGUAUCUGCCCAGACCUCAACCAGAGUGCAUCCGCUACAAUCCUUACUCUUACAAGGCUGCAGCUAAAUCCACUGUUGCCUCCAUGAUGACCAACAAAAGAGCGUCUCUCACCCACAACCUGAACUUUACCAACAGCUCAUCACUCCCACCAUCCCAAGAGGAAGCGUCUCCCUCUCAGACCCAAAGUCCCUGCAGCCAGACCCCUCAGGCUCUGACUUUAGUUAGGCAAGACCCUCCUCACCAGGUCACCAUCCAAGCAGCUCCUCUGGAAACAGUCGACGAAGCCCCGAAGCCUCCGCGUUUGCACCGCAGCAUAAACCUCAAGCGUUUCAGCUCCAAGUGGCAAUCCAUUGGCUCCGUCGGCAACAGCAUUCCCACGGCAGAGAAACUACGCCUCGCAAAGACUUACAAGAAGCGCUGUAAGCUGCUGGGCGACGAGCACUCAUUACACAUCACCGCCGGCAACCAGAGGCAGCGUUACGUCACCAAGGAUGGCAAGUGUAGGGUAAAUCUGGGACCAAUUUCAGAGAAGAGUCGCUUCCUCUCCGAUAUCUUCACCACGCUGGUCGACCUCAAGUUUUGCUGGUUCCUUCUCGUCUUCACCACGUGCUACAUUCUAACGUGGGUGGCCUUCGGAGGGAUCUACUUCUUAGGUGCUUGGUUGCGUGACGACAUCGCCCACGUCCAUGACCAACAAUGGCAGCCAUGCUUUGAAAACGUCGACGGUUUCCUAUCGGCCCUGCUGCUGUCUUUAGAGAGUCAGAGGACUAUUGGGUACGGCUCCAGGAUGGUGACAGCUAACUGCCCCGAAGGCGUCGUCCUCCUGAUGAUCCAGUCCAUCCUCGGCUCCAUUAUCGACGCUCUGAUGGUCGGCUGCAUGUUCGUCAAAAUCUCCCGUCCACAGCAGAGAGCCCAGACGUUGAUCUUCAGCAAGCACUGCGUCAUAUGCGAGCGUGACGAGAAGCUGUGCAUGCUCUUCCGCAUCGGAGACCUGAGGGCGAGUCACAUGGUCGACGCCAAGAUCAGAGCCAAGCUGAUCAAGUCCAGGCAGACCAAGGAGGGCGAGUUUAUCCCGCUGGAGCAGUCGGAGAUCAAUCUGGGAUACGACACCGGUGGAGACAGGCUCCUUCUGGUGGAACCUCAGACGAUUACCCACGUCAUCAAUGAAAACAGCCCGUUUUGGGAGGUGGGGCCCGAGCGUUUGAAGAGGGAGUCGUUUGAGAUCAUUGUCAUCCUGGAGGGCAUCGUGGAAGCAUCUGGAAUGACCUGCCAAGCGAGGACGUCUUACAUAGAGGACGAGAUCCUGUGGGGUCACCGAUUUGAGUCGUGCAUCUCGUUGGAGAAAGGGGCGUUUCGUGUGGACUACAGUGCAUUCGACAAAACCUUCGAAGUCCAAAUGUCCCAACUGAGUGGAAAACAGAGAAGCACGGCAACGGAAAAAGAAAUUACAUGUUAG